Molecule: messenger RNA, 1671 nt
Organism: Salvia splendens (bonfire salvia)
Lineage: Eukaryota; Viridiplantae; Streptophyta; Magnoliopsida; Lamiales; Lamiaceae
Product: AT-hook motif nuclear-localized protein 9
Exons: 6
Coding region: 546-1451 (301 amino acids)
Molecular function (GO): minor groove of adenine-thymine-rich DNA binding
Source: RefSeq, a predicted model, not a curated record
UGCUCUCCUGUUGAAGAUUUUCUCUUUCUAUCCCUACAAAACAAAGCAAACAACCGCGCACCACACUACCUCAAAACCCGCAUCACUAUUCCCCUCCACACUCUAUCACCUCACCUCAUCCCACACUACACACAGUGAACACGAAAUUCCCAGCAUAAAAAAUGCAUUAUGUUUCGGAUAAGAAUUCUUUCACUGUUAUGGUGAGUUCAUCAAUGGCUUAUUCUCACAACCUGCGGUGCUAGCUGCUUUUCAUAAAAAGACUCUCUUUUUCAUUCACCCCUUUUUGUUAGAUUAAUGUUAUUGCAUGGCUGCUUUUGGCAUAGACGAUGAUGUUUCUUUCUCUUGAGAGCUAUUGGGAUCAUUUAAGUUGCGUUGAUAGAGGUCUUCCAGUGCCGAGUUUAAGCGUUGUCAAAAUCGAACAGAGCAUCUAAGCCGGAGAUCCAUGUUUUGCUUGAUGAAGGCAUAAUUUGAUACCGAUUUUGGAAGUGUUGUAUUUGGCAUUUUUGGAGUACCUUAGAUUGGAACAAUUUAUUAAGUAAGCAUACAUGGAUCAAAGGGAAGCUAUGGCGCUGCAAGGUUCGGCUUCCUAUUAUCUUCAUCAAGGAAAUGCCGACUCUGUCAUGGGACUACAGGGAUCCCCCGGCAUGAAUUCGUUGACUAAUCCUGGUUUGCAGUACCAAACCAACACAGGGAGGAAUAUGAUGGGAUCAUCGUUGCCUUUAGAUACUUCAUCGACAAUGUCACCUCACGGGAUGAGUGUUGGCCCACCUCCCGCGCUUGGUGUAGGUCCGCCUCCUGCUAUGAUGCAAGGGGAGCCUGUUCGUAGGAAAAGGGGAAGGCCACGGAAAUAUGGGCGUGAUAGUGCUGUUUCACUGGCAUUGUCGCCCUCCACAUCUAAUCCUGUGCCAUUUGUGAGACCAACUCAGAAGCGGAGAGGACGACCACCAGGGACGGGGAGAAAGCAUCAACAAAUCCCCCUUGGCGGAUCUAUCUUUACCGUGCCUGGAAAACUGGUCCCACGUAUCAUCAAUGUUGCUGUUGGAGAAGAUAUUAAAAGAAAGGUACUGUCGUUUGCACAGGGGCGGCAGAGCACUGUCAUUUUAUCAGGAAAUGGUACAAUAUCAGCUGUAAAUAUUAGAAUAUCAAGUUCUGGUGGGAGCGUCACAUACGAGGGACGCUUUGAUAUUUUAAGUUUAACUGGUUCAUAUGCACAAAAUGAUGUGAAUGCGCCUCAUGGCCCAGUCGGCUGUCUGAAUGUUACUCUGUCUGGUCCUGAUGGGCGUGUCAUAGGUGGUGGAGUCGAGAGUGUCAUGGUUGCCUGCAGCCCUGUUCAGGUUGUCGUGGCAAGCCUGCUACCGCGCACUUCAAAGAUGAAAAACGUUGCUGGGGGAACUUCAGCAGAUUCUGAAGAUCGUACAGUUGGGAAUCUCGUCAUUCCAGCCAAUGCUUAACCUAGCUCAGAAUCCUAGCUCAGUUUGUUAGGGAUAGAUAGCAAUUCCAUUUCUUAUAUUUUGUUCAAGUUAUUGACUUCAACAUCCAGCGAUGUCUGGAUGAAACCGCAUUAUUGAUUAGUCUUUAGCAGAGCAUCUGACUCUAACCAUGUUGCUACUUUACCUGACAUAGGUUGCACGAAUUCAGAUCUUUGUUAAUGAUUCAGUUCUUCACUUUAUA